AUGUUUUCUAAAGCCAGUCACUCUGAGGUUUGAUUUUAUAGAAAGAUGGGGAACAGCAGUAGUAGUGAAGAUGAAUCAGCAAAAGAAAAUAAGAAAACAGCAGAAACACCACAGAAGAAACAUACUAGGAUUAGACGGACUCAACGAAGAAAAAGAUUUUUACAGAUUGGAAAAUUUUCCAUAAGCGUGGUAAAAGGUUCCAUUAUUGAUCAAAUUACUGAUGUAAUUGUGACUGGAUCUGUACCAAGUCUGGAACUGAAUAAAGCCAGGACAUCAAAACUAUUACUAGACAAAGCAGGUGAUUCUAUACAAGACGAAUGCAAAGAAAAAUACCCAUCAGUUAUCACAUUCUCUGAUGUAGCCAUUACCGGACCCGGCCGUCUAGAUUGCCAACAUAUAUUCCAUGUGACAAUCCAGAAAUUUUCUAGUAAAGGGGAUGAAAGGGUAUGUCUAUAA
Mytilus trossulus (common blue mussel) is the source of this 456-nucleotide messenger RNA. RefSeq lists its product as uncharacterized. The record is from RefSeq and is a predicted model, not a curated record. The coding region runs from base 46 to 456 and encodes 136 amino acids. The transcript is spliced from 3 exons. Gene Ontology annotation, biological process: negative regulation of gene expression; protein poly-ADP-ribosylation. Gene Ontology annotation, cellular component: cytoplasm; nucleus. Gene Ontology annotation, molecular function: transcription corepressor activity; NAD+ poly-ADP-ribosyltransferase activity; NAD+-protein mono-ADP-ribosyltransferase activity. Lineage: Eukaryota; Metazoa; Mollusca; Bivalvia; Mytilida; Mytilidae.